This is a messenger RNA of Cuscuta campestris, 3107 nucleotides long. Lineage: Eukaryota; Viridiplantae; Streptophyta; Magnoliopsida; Solanales; Convolvulaceae. The record is from the annotation of a GenBank genome assembly.
AUGCCCCCGGCCCCGAAGUACAUGCGUAGUUUGACAGAGCGAGUGAAACAUAGCGAAACCAGCUAUGAAGAACAUCUUCAAGAAGAAGACUCACCACCCCAACCGAUCGAACAACGAGACUCCUCAGCCGUCUUCUUCUUCUUCCUCUUCUUCCGCGUUGACGUCGCCAUCAUCACCCGCGUCUUCCUCCGAUCACCGCGCAUCGCAGAGUCCAUCGACGGCGUCGGCGACUCCCGCCGUUCCCGCGCAGGUUCCCGGUGGAGGAACGCCGUCCGUCAGCCGGCAGCACGAUUACUACGCCUCCGAGGAGGAUUACCAGAUUCAGCUUGCGUUAGCGCUCAGUGUUUCCUCGUCUCAGGCCGAGGAGCCUUUUAGGUGCGAUGUUGACUCCGGAAAAGGUCAGAUCCUCGGUGGAGCGAGAUACGGUGCUGAAUCGGCCCGUGAUAGGGAGGAAGCUGCUGCGGAUUUGCAGUCGAGGCACUAUUGGGAUUACAACACGCUUGAUUACGAGGAAAAAGUUGUUGAUGGUUUCUAUGAUGUACAUAGCCUUUUUGCGAGUCCUGCAAGCCGAGGGAAGAUGCCAUCUCUUUCGGAACUUGAAACAAAUGGUGGAAGUUCUAACUUUGAAGUUGUGAUAGUGAAUAAAAAGAUUGACCCCUCACUGGAGGAGCUUGUGCAGAUUGCACAUUGCAUCACACUAGACUCCGCCAAAGAUGAGAUUGGUCUGCUAGUUCAGAGGCUUGCUGAACUGGUAAUAGAACAGUUUGGUGGGCCGGUGAAGGAUGCUAGUAUCAUACUGACUAGAUGGAUGGAAAGAAGUACAGAGUUGAGAACUUCUCUUCAAACCAGCGUGCUGCCUAUUGGAUCGCUAAAUAUUGGAUUGUCACGUCAUCGUGCGUUGAUGUUCAAAGUUUUGGCCGACCAUGUUGGAAUUCCUUGUAGAUUAGUUAAAGGUUACACAGGUGUUGAGGAUGAUGCUAUCAACAUCAUAAAGUUACCUAAUGGGAGUGAGUUUUUGGUUGAUCUUAUGGGUGCACCUGGGACGCUUAUACCAGCUGAAGUUCUUGGGGGGAAGGAUACUUCUUUCAAGCCAUAUAACCUUCCCAAUGCCCAGUCAAUAAUUGGUUCAAGCUCUGUGCCCUACUCAUUGGAUGAAAAGAAAUCUUCAAUAGAAAAUGAUAUUUUCAAUGCUGCGGGGCCAGCAAGGCAGGAAUCCAAUCCUUUGUUAUCAGAUACAAAUGUUGGAGCUGGUUCAUCAGGAUUAAGUAGCAGAGUUUCUCCCUCAAACCAGUUGGAUCAAAUCCCAUCAUUGGUCAUUGGGAAGUCCUUAUACAAAGGAGGUCGUGGACCUAAUGCCGCUAGUGAUGGUUCAAGGGUGAAUGUGAAUGUUCCAUAUAGCGAUGAUCCAAAAAACCUUUUUGCUGAUCUCAACCCCUUUCAAGUUAAAGGAUCUGGCUUGGUUCAGAAUAACCCUUCUAGAACUGCAGUCAAUGGACUGCAGUUUCCAAAAAAUAAUGUGGCAGGCAAGCCUCCUGUCCCCAUGAAUUGGAAAAAUCGUUAUGCAUGCAAUGAAGUUCCAGAAAUAUCACCAAGGAUCAACCGUGGUGCAAAUAUUUAUAAUUCAUCAUCAAUGACACCAUCCAGCACAACUACACAGCAGAAAGUUAUCUCUGAUAGCUCGAGGAUGCCUGGUAAAGCAUAUGAUGUCUACAGGGAGAACAAUGACACUAGUUCUGGAGCUGGUGCCCCUCUGAUGUUGGCAUCGACUCAAUUUGAAUUUAGGAAAGUUUCUAUUGAAGACAAUAAGAUCAGUGAUCUUAAGCAAGCAUAUCACAGGGAAGGCAAUGUUUUGGAAAGUAAUGGCACAGAAACAACCAGAGCUCAUGUAAAUGAGGUUACUAUGCAGAAUGAUGGCAAAAAGAUCACCCAACAUAAAUUAACAGGGAAGAAUUUAAGAUUGAAGGAACCUCAAUACUCAAAUACUUCAACAUGGUUAAGUCCAUCCCAGAUCAAUCAAGUAUUGGAUGAUGUGAAUGAAUGUGAAAUUCCAUGGGAAGAUCUUGUUAUCGGCGAAAGGAUCGGGCUAGGUUCAUAUGGAGAAGUAUACCGUGCUGAUUGGAAUGGCACUGAGGUUGCUGUCAAGAAGUUCCUCGAUCAGGAUUUUUCGGGUGCUGCUUUAGCUGAGUUUAAGAGAGAAGUGCGAAUCAUGCAACGUUUACGCCAUCCAAAUGUAGUUCUUUUCAUGGGAGCUGUAACCCGGCCUCCAAAUCUUUCUAUCAUCACUGAAUUUCUUCCCCGAGGAAGUCUUUUCCGGAUAAUCCAUCAUCCUCACUCUCAAGUAGAUGAGAAGCGCAGAAUCAAAAUGGCUCUUGAUGUGGCAAUGGGUAUGAAUUGCUUGCAUACAAGCACACCAACUAUUGUUCAUCGUGAUCUAAAAUCUCCUAAUCUAUUGGUUGAUAAUGAUUGGAAUGUGAAGGUAUGUGACUUCGGUUUGUCACGUUUAAAGCACAACACUUUCUUGUCAUCCAAAUCUACCGCUGGAACACCCGAGUGGAUGGCUCCUGAAGUUCUACGUAAUGAACCUUCAAAUGAAAAGUGUGAUGUUUAUAGCUUUGGCGUCAUUCUCUGGGAACUUGCAACAAUGAGAUUACCUUGGAGUGGAAUGAAUCCUAUGCAAGUUGUGGGUGCUGUUGGUUUCCAGAAUCGGCGUCUUGAAAUCCCUAAAGAACUCGAUCCCCUCGUGGCAAGGAUAAUAUGGGAAUGCUGGCAGAUGGAUCCAAAUUUACGACCGUCGUUUGCAGAAUUAACGGUGGCAUUAAGGCCAUUGCAGCGUCUUGUCAUCCCGUCACAUGUGGACCAGCCGAGCUCGCCUUUGACCCAGCAAAUAUCUGUAAAUUCUACACCUUGAUAUAUGUCUUCUUGCAAACUACACUGUAAAUAAUGGCAUCAUGUAUUCUUUUUAGUGGAGGGGUCAUUUUCUGCAUCAUAUGCUUAGCAGAAAAAUAGGCUAUAAAUAAUAUUUUUAAAAUUAUAUUUAUUUUUAAACAAUCACUCGUUUAUAUUUAUUACCAAGUAUAUUUUUUUAGAAAUAAAAAGGUUAUGCAUUU